Molecule: messenger RNA, 1196 nt
Organism: Rhipicephalus sanguineus (brown dog tick)
Lineage: Eukaryota; Metazoa; Arthropoda; Arachnida; Ixodida; Ixodidae
Product: retinol dehydrogenase 13
Exons: 7
Coding region: 154-1131 (325 amino acids)
Source: RefSeq, a predicted model, not a curated record
UGUAUCAAUUAUAAACAGCUGAUCGACUCGGCACGGUCGUGUUCGCACGCUCGUGCGCUCGCUCGGCAAAUCGAUAUUUGGCCGCGGUAGCGCAAGUGCGUUGCACGUCCACUCGUGAAACGAGCGCUUACAGCUGCGAGAAACCACGAAACCAUGGUUUCGUUGCUAAAAUCCAAGCCCGUGGUUUUGCUGAGCGCGGUUGGCACUGGAGUGGGAGCGAUACUGCUGUUCAGAGAAUAUUACGUCGGCGGGUGCCGCUACGAUUCGGACAAGAAACUAGACGGCAAGUUGGUCGUAAUUACGGGUGCCAACACCGGUCUGGGCAAAGCAGCUGCUAAAGAGUUUGCUACUAGAGGCGCCAGCGUCGUCAUGGCUUGUCGCGACCUCAACAAGUGUCGGCGCGUCAGGGCCGAAAUCAUGACGCAGACUCGGAACAAGCGAGUUGUCUGCGAAGAGUUGGACCUCGCCUCUCUAGAGUCGAUACGCAACUUUGCGGAGAGAAUUAAUGACGGUGUGAAGCAGGUUGAUAUACUCGUGAACAAUGCUGGCAUCAUGAGGUGUCCGAAGCUGCUGACAAAGGACGGCUUUGAAAUGCAGCUUGGCGUCAACCAUCUUGGUCAUUUCUGCCUGACCAGCCUGCUGCUGGACAAGAUCAAGGCUGCUGCGCCCAGUCGUGUGAUAAAUGUCGCAAGCACGGCUCACCAAAGAGGAAAGAUCAACUUCACUGACCUCAACUCGGACAACGAAUACGAUCCUGCCACUGCCUACAACCAGAGCAAGCUCGCCAACGUCCUGUUCACUAAGGAACUUGCCGAGAAACUAAAAGGUACCGGUGUGUCGGUGUUUGCGGUGCAUCCGGGAAUCGUCAACACUGAUAUCACACGUUACAUGGGAAUUGCGUCUUCAUGGACGGCCACGCUGUUUGCCAAGCCGCUUCUGUGGCUUUUUGCGAAGACUCCCCAGCAGGGUGUCCAAGGCAUCAUGUACUGUGCUCUAAGUGAUGGCCUCGAAGAGCACAGUGGGAAGUACUUUUGCAACUGCAAAGUGACAGCGCCAAAUCCGAUUGCCGAAGACAAGAUUGCCUCAAGUUGGCUGUGGGCUGUCAGUGAAAGGUGGACUGGUGUGUCGUAGGUGUACCUGCAGUGUGGCGUUAUGCAUUCAGCUGCAUAGCUGGUGUACAGAAUGUAAAUAAAUUU